Rotaria sp. Silwood1 is the source of this 1809-nucleotide messenger RNA. Lineage: Eukaryota; Metazoa; Rotifera; Eurotatoria; Philodinida; Philodinidae. The record is from the annotation of a GenBank genome assembly.
AUGAUAUUAGGACAACAAUUUAGUCGCUAUCGUGAAAAGAUAGUAACAUAUACUAACCAACGUAUACAUGCAUUUGAGGAAUUUAUCAAUGGGUGUCAAACAAUCAAAAUUUAUAAUUGGGAAAAGUAUAUUGAGACUCGUGUAAUUCGAAUACGUGAACUUGAACUAGCAGCUAUUCGUCGUACAUCUUUUCUUCGUGCUAUUAAUGUAGCUGUAUUCUUCGCAGCAAUGCCUUUGAUUGGGUUUUCUACAUACGUCGGUGCUUGGUUUACUGGACGUCAGUUAAAAGUAAUUGAUAUCUUUAUAACUCUUGGAUUCUAUAGUCAAAUUCGUGAUCCUAUCAUGUAUGCUUUACCAUUGGCGAUCGAAAAAUUUAUCGACCUUCGACUGGCAUGGCAAAGAAUUGACAGACUCAUUCAGCUAAUGAUAAAAGAAGGAGAUCGAACUUUGCAUACAUUUGACAUCGAUCAUUAUCAGCAAAAAGGAGCAAUUACGAUGUGGAAUGCUUCAUUUUCAUGGAAUGGUCAUGAUGACUGUCUUUCAUCACUCAAUAUUGAUAUUAAACCAGGCACAUUUGUAGGUAUUACUGGAGUGGUUGGUUCCGGACCUGGAUUUUGGCUAUUAUAUCGUUACUAUUUGCGAUCGAGUCAACAACUUCAACGCAUGGAAAGCGUAACACGCAGUCCUAUUUUUGGACUGUUUGUAUCAUCACUCAAUGGCUUAGCUACUAUUCGUGCAUUCAAAGCUCAAAACGCCGCCAUUCGUUCUUUUAUGACUGUUGUUGAUGCCAAUGCACGUCCAUAUCUAUACAUGGCAGGUGCUACAAGAUGGUUUUGCUGCCGAAUCGAUCUUAUGACAACUUUGCUCACGCUUUUCGUUGGAGUUUUUGUUGUCGUUUUACGUAAUAAAGCGAAUCCAGAACUGCUGAUACUCAGUUUGUUAUAUACCAUUAAUAUAAAUAAUUGGUUUCAGUUUGGCAUGCGUCGAUUGACUGAAGCCCAAAAUUUGAUGACUAGUGCAGAACGUAUUGAUGAAUAUGCACGUUUAUCACAGGAAGAAGACAACGGAGGCUCUAAAAGAUUAAUCAGAACUCCAACAGAUUGGCCGAAUCGCGGAGCGAUCGAGUUUCGAAAUUAUUCACUACGUUAUCGAUCUAAUCUCGAACCAGCUCUGAGAAAUAUCAAUCUAGCAAUCAAACCUUGUGAAAGAAUAGGAAUUAUGGGUCGGACAGGUGCAGGCAAAUCAUCUCUCUUUCAAAGUCUAUUACGUCUAGUUGAUCGAUCGACCAUCGAUGGUAACAUUUUAAUUGACGAUAUUGAUAUAAGUCGUAUUACACUGAACCAUCUUCGUUCUCAUAUCAGUGUCAUUCCACAACAGUUCGUGCUCUUUGCUGGAACUCUUCGAUCCAACAUCGAUCCGUUAGAUGCUUAUUCGGAUGAACAAUGUUGGACGGCACUCGAAGCUGUACAACUAAAAUCAAUGGCUUCUCAUCAUCCAGCGGGUCUUCUAAUGCCAGUGGCAGAAUCGGGUAGUAACUUGAGCAUUGGUCAAUGUCAAUUAAUUUGCGUUUGUCGAGCUAUUCUCAAGUCAAGUAAAAUAUUAUUGAUUGAUGAGGCAACGGCUAAUGUUGAUAACGACACUGAUCAAAUGCUACAAUCGAUCAUUGCAGAAAUAACUAAGAAUCGAACAGUGUUAACAAUAGCACAUCGUUUGAAUACAGUAAUCGGUAGCGACCGUCUUCUAGCUGUGGAUAAUGGCAUGAUAGUCGAUUUCGAUGUACCGAAUAAAGUUUUAAAGUGUUUUCAAUGA